AUGUUGCCCUCGAUACUGCCUCUAUAUCUGCUAGCCAGCGCAGUCGCUGCUCUGGGACGGGAAGGGCUCGACUCGACGGCUGCGCUUAAUGACACCUUGUCAAGAGCAGCUCGUUCAUCUCUGCGGCGUGUGAGCUGGUCAAAAUACUCGCACUUGACCUACGCCUUCGCAAUAACGACCCCUGAUGCCAACACUCUCGCCCUGGAUGCUUCUGACGAGGAGCUGCUUCCACAGUUCGUGUCGACUGCCCACCAAAACGGUGUCAAGGCAAGCCUUUCCAUUGGUGGCUGGACAGGUUCUCGUUACUUCUCUUCGAAUGUUGGGUCAGCCAGGAACAGGACGGCAUUUGUGAAGACCGUUACCGAUGUUGCAACGAAGUAUAGCCUGGACGGGUUAGACUUCGACUGGGAGUUUCCAGGCGUUCAGGGAAUAGGCUGCAACCUCGUCAACGCAAGCGACACUGACAAUUUCCUCGCCUUCCUGCAACAGCUCCGAAACACCACCAUUGGCAAAAGCCUAAUUUUAUCAGUAGCAACCUAUGUCACACCCUGGGUCGAUCCAACCGGUUCGCCCUCCGCCAAUAUCUCGGAGUUCAGCAAGGUGCUCGAUUACAUGGCAAUCAUGAAUUACGACGUCAAGUCGAACCCGUCCGUUGGUGCGGGUCCUCACUCGCCCCUGGACGACUCCUGCGCACCUGUAGGAGCGCGGUUCGGGUCCGCGACGUCCGCUGUGGAUGCCUGGACGGCAGCGGGGAUGCCUAAAGACCAGAUCGUCCUUGGGGUGCCUGCGUACGGGCACUCGUUCGUCGUCCCUUCGGGCGAAAUGAGUGGGAGCUCGGACAACGGAUCAACGUCUAUCGCGGCGCUUCAGGGGUACCCCAGGUACGAAGCGGGUGUUAAACGUCGUGGUGAUAGGUGGGACGGAGAAGGAGGGCUGGAUGUAUGCGGUGCCACGGUCGGUCCUGGGGGCGUUUACACCUACUGGGGCUUGAUCGAAGAGGGUUUCCUAAACGACGACGGGUCAGUGGCGAGCGGAGUGAAGUCGCGGUUCGAUGAGUGCAGCCAGACGCCAUUCUUGUAUAACGCGACUGCGGGCGUUCACGUGUCGUACGACAACCUAGAGUCGUAUGCGAUCAAAGGAGGGUUCGUCCAUUUAAUGGGGCUGAAGGGGUUUGCGAUGUGGGAGGCAGGUGGUGACUUCAAGGACGCGUUGCUGGAUUCUAUCCUGAACGCGACCCAGAAUGGUGGCCCGCCAACGGACAAGUCCCAAAGCACGUCGACUUCGUCCUCCCUCCCGCGCCUUCCUUUCGUGUCUGGCCAAUUCAUAUGGCGCCACCUUCACCUGCUUUCUUUGGGACUAGGCUCCUGGUUUCUGUGA
Cyclocybe aegerita is the source of this 1377-nucleotide messenger RNA. NCBI's taxonomy places the organism in Eukaryota, Fungi, Basidiomycota, Agaricomycetes, Agaricales, Hemipholiotaceae. The record is from the annotation of a GenBank genome assembly.